UUACUUAAUUAGCAUCUUUUAAGACAGAGACCGAGAGAGAGAGAGAGAUUUAGACGUAAAAAUCGGGAAAAAUGCAGUACAAGAAUCUGGGGAAAUCGGGAUUGAAAGUGAGCACGCUCUCGUUCGGAGCGUGGGUGACAUUCGGGAACCAGCUGGACGUGAAAGAAGCCAAAUCGAUUCUCCAGUGCUGCCGUGAUCACGGGGUCAACUUCUUCGACAACGCCGAGGUCUACGCCAAUGGCCGAGCCGAGGAGAUUAUGGGCCAGGCGAUUCGCGAGCUGGGAUGGCGCAGAUCCGACGUCGUCGUCUCCACCAAGAUCUUCUGGGGUGGCCCUGGUCCUAACGACAAAGGUUUGUCGAGGAAACAUAUCGUCGAAGGAACCAAAGCUUCUCUCAAACGACUCGAUAUGGACUACGUCGAUGUCCUCUAUUGCCACAGGCCUGAUGCUUCAACACCUAUUGAGGAGACAGUGAGGGCGAUGAACUACGUGAUUGAUAAGGGUUGGGCGUUCUACUGGGGAACAAGUGAAUGGUCGGCUCAACAAAUCACAGAGGCAUGGGGAGCUGCUGAGAGGUUGGAUUUGGUCGGUCCAGUCGUCGAACAGCCUGAGUACAACAUGUUUGCUAGGCACAAAGUUGAAUCAGAGUUUCUUCCUCUGUACACCAACCAUGGCAUAGGUCUCACUACUUGGAGCCCACUCGCAUCUGGUGUGCUCACUGGUAAAUACAACAAGGGAUCUAUUCCCUCUGACAGCCGAUUUGCAUUGGAGAACUACAAAAACCUUGCCAAUAGAUCACUUGUGGAUGACGUGCUGAAGAAAGUCAGCGGUCUCAAACCGAUUGCAGAUGAGCUAGGUGUAACCUUGGCUCAGCUUGCAAUCGCGUGGUGUGCUUCAAAUCCUAACGUGUCAUCCGUUAUCACCGGUGCCACAAGGGAGUCACAGAUUCAAGAAAACAUGAAGGCUGUUGAUGUGAUCCCGUUGUUGACGCCACAUGUUCUGGACAAGAUCGAGCAAGUGAUACAGAGCAAACCUAAACGUCCUGAAUCAUACCGGUAGAAACCACAAUCCUGAGAUCAUUUGAAGGCUGUGUGAUGGUUGUUCUUGGAAGUUGCCACGUGUUGUUGUCUUUGUUGUAUGCAUUUUAAGACUCAGAGACAGAGAGAGUACUAAUGUGUUGUUUUCUAGUUUUGUUGGUUCCACAUUUAAAACGGUUCUAUUGUUAGUGAAAACUUAAAAAGUUGGUUCU
This is a messenger RNA of Raphanus sativus (radish), 1248 nucleotides long. RefSeq names its product probable voltage-gated potassium channel subunit beta. NCBI's taxonomy places the organism in Eukaryota, Viridiplantae, Streptophyta, Magnoliopsida, Brassicales, Brassicaceae. The record is from RefSeq and is a predicted model, not a curated record. The coding region runs from base 72 to 1058 and encodes 328 amino acids. The transcript has 5 exons.